UAAAUAUUUAUACAACUAGUAACAACAUAACAACAAUCUCAGCCUCAUCACACAUAUAAAGGAGAUAGCCAACAUCAGAAUACAAAGAGAUUCCAAACAAAAAAAGAUCUCUGAGUAAAAUUCCGAUGAGAUGACGGAAGGAAAAGAAUAUUCUCCGGCGAUGAUAUCAUCAGAUCCAUUCAUGUCCAUGAAGAAGAUGAAGAAGAGCAACGUACACAACAAGAACAACCAGAGAAGGUUUAGCGACGAGCAGAUCAAGUCACUGGAGAUGAUGUUUGAGUCUGAGACAAGACUUGAGCCAAGGAAGAAGGUUCAAUUAGCUAGAGAGCUAGGGUUACAGCCGAGGCAAGUGGCUAUAUGGUUUCAGAACAAGAGGGCUCGUUGGAAAUCUAAGCAGCUCGAGACAGAGUACAACAUUCUCAGACAAAACUACGACAACUUGGCUUCUCAGUUUGAGUCUCUCAAGAAAGAAAAGCAAGCACUAGUCUCCGAGUUGCAGAGGCUAAACGAGGAGAUGCUACACCAAACAAAGGAGGAAGAAAGGCAGUGCUGUGGUGAUCAAGCUGUGGUGGCUCUAAGCAGCACAGAUCAUGAAUCAGAAAACGAAGAGAACCACCCAAGGUGUGAACCGGAGGAGGUUAGACCGGAGAUGGAGAUGUAUGAUGAGAAAGGUCAUCAUGGGGGUUUGUGUGAUCAUCAUGAUCAUGAUGAUGAAGAUGGUUAUAACAGCAACAUCAAGAGAGAGGAGUAUUUUGGUGGGUUUGAGGAAGAACCAGAUCAUUUAAUGAACAUUGUUGAACCAGCUGAUAGUUGCUUGACAUCGUCUGAUGACUGGAGAGGUUUCAAAUCAGAUACUAGUCUCUUGCACCAAUCAAGCAGCAAUUACCCUUGGUGGGAUUUUUGGUCCUGAAACUUUAGCUCUUCAUAUAUAAGAUGAUGAAACAUAUUCAAAUCGAAAUUUAUCGGGAUGCAUAGCAUGAACCGAAGCCACGGAUAUAGAGGUGUUCAGUCCAGCAAACCGACAGCGGGGAUUUUGCAGGAUUUUUAGCUGAAUUUCAUGGUUUUGUCUGUGUAUAAAUUGUGUUAGAAAGUCGUAUAUUCUCAGUUAGUCUUUGUAAUUCUGUUUGUAGUGGUAAAGUACUCAUUAUGGUUUGUAGCUAAGUAGUAAGUUUAAGACUUAAUAGAUUAUGAUGAAUAAAAAAUCAAAGGCAGGUGAAUCAUAUAUAUAUA
This is a messenger RNA of Camelina sativa (false flax), 1230 nucleotides long. Its product is annotated as homeobox-leucine zipper protein ATHB-7. Gene Ontology annotation, biological process: positive regulation of DNA-templated transcription. Gene Ontology annotation, cellular component: nucleus. Gene Ontology annotation, molecular function: DNA-binding transcription factor activity, RNA polymerase II-specific; sequence-specific DNA binding. Lineage: Eukaryota; Viridiplantae; Streptophyta; Magnoliopsida; Brassicales; Brassicaceae. The record is from RefSeq and is a predicted model, not a curated record.